AUGCAGAAAGACCCAGCCAUCAUAGCUCCCCAAGACGCCACCCUCCACAUUGGUGCUUCAUUCACGGCCAACUGUUCCGUCAUGCCCAAUUCAGGCCUGAAGGCCGAGGACCUUUACUGGACCCUGAAUGGCCGAAAGCUCCCAGCCGAGACCUACAAGGUCCUGGGGGCUACUACGCUCAGCGUCACCCUCACCCAGCUGAAUGGAUCGCGGCAGCAGUCAGGGGAUAACCUGAUGUGCCACAGCAAGGAAGGCGGAAGCAUCUUGGCUGGGUCGUGUCUCUAUGUAGGACUGCCUCCUGAAAAGCCAACCAACAUUUCUUGCUGGUCCAAGAAUUUGAAAGACCUCACCUGCAGAUGGGUACCUGGGUCAGAAGGCGAGACACACCUGCAUACCAAUUACUCCCUGAAAUAUAAGCUGAGAUGGUAUGGUCGGGACAAUAUCUGCCAGGAAUACCAUACCGCCGGUCCAUAUUCCUGCCACAUUCCCAAGGAUUUAGCCCUGUUCACACCUUACGAAAUUUGGGUAGAAGCAUCCAACCGACUUGGAAUGGCUGUAUCUGAUGUGGUGAUGCUGGACAUUGUUGAUGUUGUCACAACUGACCCACCCUCGGAUGUCCACGUGAGCCGAGUGGGAGACCUGGAAGACCAGCUCAGCGUGAGGUGGAGUGCGCCUCCUGCUCUUAAGGAUUUCCUCUUCCAAGCCAAAUAUCAGAUCCAGUACCGGGUUGAGGACAGUUCGGAAUGGAAGGUUGUCGACAAUGUUAGCAACCAGACGUCAUGCCGCCUGGCAGGCCUAAGGCCUGGGACGGUGUAUUUCGUCCAAGUCCGUUGCAAUCCAGUCGGAAUCUACGGUUCAAAGAAAGCUGGCAUUUGGAGUGAUUGGAGCAACCCAACAGCAGCCUCCACACCUCGGAAUGGACGGACCCCGGGAGUUUGUGAACCCAAGAAUGGAGAACACAACAAUACGCUACGGCGAGAGCUCAAGCAGUUCUUUGGAUGGAUGCGGAAACACGGGACUUGUGCCAAUUUGAGCAUCAAAAUGUAUGAUCAGUGGCGGGUGGCACUACAGAAGUCCCACAAAACACGCAACCAGGUCCUGUCCAGUGACAAAUUGUAGCUUUGAUGGAUGGUGGAACCAGGAGUUUCACUUAAGCGCCAACCCGGUGGCUGGAUUCAGGCCUGCCAAGGAUGCACACAAAGGAACUCAAGAGCAGCCAUAAAUCCAGGUGCCUCGAGCGCCAUUGCCAAGGUGGUUUCACCACCACUAACACACACCCUUUCUGCAAACUGGCUAGAAGCUGGGCAGAAGGCCGUCAACGCCUCUUCCCCCAGAGUAACUCUAAACCGGCUUCUCACGUACGAUGUUUUUCCGCUGAGUUGGACUUUCAAGUUUUCUAAUUAGUAUAUAAAGAAGUUCCCCCUAAGUGAAGGACAUUUUGCUGGGGAAGGAGCUCUUCGUGCCAGCCUUUUUUUUUUUUUUAACAGUGUCAAGAUUAAAAAAAAAAAGUCUGAAUAUCCACAUUUUUCCCUCUAAGCCCGCUAUAAAGAGGUUUUGUUGCUUCAGUAGAAUCAUUUUCUUCUUCUACUCCUCCGUUAUGAAAUUGGAAUCGGCAACGGAUUGAAAAGCGGAAACAGCUAAAGGAACGAUCUG
Messenger RNA from Notechis scutatus (mainland tiger snake), 1653 nucleotides. NCBI's taxonomy places the organism in Eukaryota, Metazoa, Chordata, Lepidosauria, Squamata, Elapidae. The record is from RefSeq and is a predicted model, not a curated record.